This is a messenger RNA of Fomitopsis serialis, 1086 nucleotides long. Its product is annotated as Phox homologous domain-containing protein. The transcript has a single exon. Bases 1 to 1086 code for a protein of 361 amino acids. Gene Ontology annotation, cellular component: intracellular membrane-bounded organelle. Gene Ontology annotation, molecular function: phosphatidylinositol binding. The record is from RefSeq and is a predicted model, not a curated record. Lineage: Eukaryota; Fungi; Basidiomycota; Agaricomycetes; Polyporales; Fomitopsidaceae.
AUGACGGCCAUCCAGGCCAUCUACGUCCGCGGCUGGGAGGAGCGGCCAGAGCCCAAGGCCCACGUCGUGUACCGCAUCGAGAUCCAGGCGUCCGUCCGCUCCUGGCACAUGUGGCGCCGCUACUCCGAGUUCGUCGAUCUCCACACCGAGCUCACAAAGUCCACCGGCGCACCCCCGCCCGCAGACCUCCCGCCCAAGCACCCCUUCUCCCUCUUCCGCACCCAGAACCCCGCCAACCUCGAGGAGCGCCGCGCCGCCCUCGAGCACUACCUCCGUGCCAUCCUCAGCGCGAAGGACGACCGCUGGCGCGAGGUCUUUGCCCUCCGUGACUUCCUCGGCGUGCCCGUUGGCAAGCACGGCGGUGUUGGCGGCGGCGACCCCGGUGCGCCCGCACAGUUCACAUCCUCUUCGUGGCUCGACGAGCACACGGACCUCCAGGCGCGCGUGCGCGACGUCCGCGCGGACAUCAACCGGCGCGAUGCGCUCGCGGACCGCGGCGACGUCUCUGCCUCGCACCAGUCAAACGUGCAAGCCAAGAAGAAGCUCGCGGGCAUUCUCACGCGCGUAGGGGCACUUGACGAUGGGCUGCGCGCGCUGGGCAUGAGCGGGAUGAGCGAGGGCGAGCUGCAGCGGCGCUCGGACAUGGUCGCGCGGUUGCGGGACGACUGCGAGAAGCUCGCCAAGAUGGUCACCGUCGCGCGACUGACUUCGCGUGGUCUGGGCUCGUCGGCGGAGCGCAACCCAGCCGCAUCCUCGGAUCGUGCGGCUCUGCUGGACUCUGCCUCGUCGUCUGGCUUCAACAGACCGGUGCGAGUAUUCGGUGCGGCUGCAAAGCCACAGGAGACCGAGCAGACACGGCCACUGGAUGAUCACGGCGUGCUCCAGCUUCAGCAGACACAAAUGGACCAGCAAGACCAGCAACUCUCCUCGCUGACCACGAUCCUGCAGCGGCAGCGACAGCUCGGCUUAGCGAUCCAUAGCGAAAUCUCACAGCAGAAUGAGAUGCUCGACGACCUGACCAACGAGGUCGACCGGGUUGGAGGGAAGCUCACGUCUACGAAGAAGCAGAUGAACAGGCUAGGAUAA